AUGAAGUUCACCACUACCGUCGCUGCCGUCGCGGCUCUCGCUGUCUCAGCUCACGCUGCUACCACCACCUCCGAGACCGGUGCCUGGGAUGACUGGACCUCCUCCACCACCAGCACCACCACCAAGAAGACGACCACCACCACCGUCGCCACCACCUCUGCCACCGGUGUCUGGGACGACUGGACUACCACCACUACCACCACCACUACCAGCAGCGACCCCGCCUGGGCUGACUGGACCACCACCGCCAGCACCACUUCGGCCAAGACAACCACCACCACCACCAGCGGCGCCGUCGUCUGGGGUGACUGGACCACCACCUCUGCUCCUGCCAGCUGGACCACCAAGGUUGUCUCAACCAUCACCACGUAUGUGCCAGGCCCAACCAACAUUGUCCACGCGGGCAAAACCUACUCUUGCACCGGCGCCACUACCCUUACCAUCACUGAUUGCCCCUGCACCAUCUCCGUACCCGUCUGGACCAAGACCGCCACCUCUUGCAGCACCCCCGUUGCCGCUGUCACCACCUGGGGAACUUGGGGCACCCCAGUUGCUCCUGCCUCGACCAGCACCCCAGUUGCUCCAGUCUGGACCUACACCCCAUCGUCCUCUCUUCCAGUUGCCCCAGCCACCUACACUGGUGCUGCCAACGCCCUCAACGUUGGUGCUGGUCUUGCUGGUGUUGGUGCCAUCGCCGCUUUCCUCCUGUAA
Exophiala spinifera is the source of this 711-nucleotide messenger RNA. RefSeq lists its product as uncharacterized. Bases 1 to 711 code for a protein of 236 amino acids. Lineage: Eukaryota; Fungi; Ascomycota; Eurotiomycetes; Chaetothyriales; Herpotrichiellaceae. Gene Ontology annotation, molecular function: structural constituent of cell wall. Gene Ontology annotation, cellular component: fungal-type cell wall. The record is from RefSeq and is a predicted model, not a curated record. The transcript has 2 exons. Gene Ontology annotation, biological process: fungal-type cell wall organization.